This is a messenger RNA of Kwoniella shivajii, 783 nucleotides long. RefSeq lists its product as uncharacterized. Lineage: Eukaryota; Fungi; Basidiomycota; Tremellomycetes; Tremellales; Cryptococcaceae. The record is from RefSeq and is a predicted model, not a curated record. Gene Ontology annotation, molecular function: beta-ureidopropionase activity. The transcript has 4 exons. The coding region runs from base 1 to 783 and encodes 260 amino acids.
AUGUCCAGUAUGCGCAUCGCUCUAGCGCAGAUAUGUCCAGUGGUAGCUCCUGUAGCUCUAGCAAUCGAAGGCGAUGACAUCUUUGAGGUGUUAGAGAGGAAUCUGCUUGAGACCAAGAGGUGGGUAGAAAAAGCUGCUGCUGAACACGCAGAUGUUGUGGUGUUCCCCGAAUACUUUCUGCAAGGUUUGGUGGAUAAUGGCAGGCAGCAUCUCACGGAAUACCUUUCACAUCUGGCACAAGGGUUCAACGUUUCAAUUGUCGGGACUAUCGUACACUGUGUAUGCGAAGAUUUACCUUCAACCUCGCCUUUCACCCAUCUGAUGUUGUCCAGCUCCAGCAAACCGGAUAUGGAACAAUGGCGACAAUACGUGAAAGCCAACCCGGGUCAAAACCAUUCGCCAAAACUGCACAACACAGCAUUUUACAUUGAAGCUGGGACUGGUAAAGUGCUUGAUGAGUUUGUGAAACGGAACCUAUGGCAUCCUGAGAGAACGAUUGACAAACAUCACGCCAAUCCACCCAGAUAUGAGACCGAAAUCCUUUCGAGCCUUUCCUACGCUCGUGCCUUUGAGACCGAAACGGUCUGGAUCAUGUGCAACGCAGGAGGUCUGGCUAAGGAUGGCUACAUAGGCGGGUCGAGUGUCUGGAUGCCACUGAAAGGGAAAGUUGGAGGGUGUCAGAAUGAAAACGUAGAAUUAGCAAUUGUCGAUGUAGAUCUGGAUAUUUUGAAAGAUGCACGGACAUUGUAUAAAAUCAGAGCUGACAGAGAUUCCACCACGUAA